This is a messenger RNA of Ostrea edulis (European flat oyster), 5354 nucleotides long. RefSeq names its product protein O-mannosyl-transferase 1-like. The coding region runs from base 383 to 3961 and encodes 1192 amino acids. The transcript is spliced from 34 exons. Gene Ontology annotation, biological process: protein O-linked glycosylation via mannose. The record is from RefSeq and is a predicted model, not a curated record. NCBI's taxonomy places the organism in Eukaryota, Metazoa, Mollusca, Bivalvia, Ostreida, Ostreidae. Gene Ontology annotation, molecular function: dolichyl-phosphate-mannose-protein mannosyltransferase activity; nucleotide binding. Gene Ontology annotation, cellular component: membrane; endoplasmic reticulum.
UAGUUUGUCCUUAGUCUUAUUCGCAUCAGGAAUUAUACCGUAGAUACAGUUUUUAAAAAAAAAUAUUAAACGAUCGGAUAAUACACGUAUUUAAAUUCAUUCAACCUUUCAUAUUUCUUAUAAAUAGUGUUACCUACAUUUUCUUAAAAUUUAGUGAAGCGACAUUUUAACGAUCGAGUUAGAGAUUUUCUGACAUAACGAAAAUGAAAAUACACAAAACACAUGCCAACAUGAAAGAAGGAUGGAUUUAUUAACAAUCUACACCUCCUCCAACCGUUACUGCGCAGUAUAAUUUACUUUUUGUAAUGACUGCGUUACAUAUAUUCUGCAUUGUAGAACACUAAUAGGCCAUACCAACAGUAGGAGGCUAGUAGAGUAGAUCAUGGCGAAAGCACUCUCACUAUCCUACUGUAGAGUCCGAUACGAUAAGAUAAUUAAGAUUAAGAGGCAGUGCAACUUUACACAUAUAUCAAUGAUGAAGACGAGAUGUUGUCAAGAAGGUAAUCUCCCAGACUUUGGGAGCAGUGUGAUAUCUGAAAUAUCACAGAUAGAUCCUGAUUUAGAUAUUGGUGAAAGACUCUCAAACCCCAUGGAAAUUCAGAAUAAUAUUCAGGCACGAAAACUAGAACAUAUCAGCAUACAAAAACUGGCGAUCAAGUACAAUAGACUGAUGAAAUUAUCACUGGAGAAGCAGAGUCUAGAACAGGAGAGAAAGUCUUUAUCGCAGACAAUAAGAAGUAUGAUCAAAGAAAAGGAACAGAAGGAGGAAGUUGAAAAAUCAAAGGAAAUGGCCAGGGAACUAAGAGAAAGGCAUGACACAUCAGUGAAAUCCCUUCAGGGUAUUCAAAAUGAAGUCAGACUUUUGGCAUUUGGACUUCCCAAUGUGCUGAAUGAGAAAACUCCUGUAGAUAAUGAAGUCAUUUUAGAAACCCAUGGAUCUUUGGAAUUACACGAAGGGAGCAACUCCAUCUCUCACAUUGAUCUUGCUAAAAAGAGUGAUAUGAUAAAAUUCAGUUCAGCUGGAGACAGAGCAUUUUACUUUCUUGGAGAACUUGCGGAGACUCAGCAAAACCUGCUGUCAUAUUUCUCUGCCAGGAUUACUGAACACGGGUUCAUUCCAAUUGUGGCACCAGACUUCUGUAAAGACUUUGUCAUUGAAGGAUGUGGAAGAAGAAGAGACAUGGCUUAUAGAAUGCAGCAGCCCCAUGUUGAUAAAGAAAUACACUACAAUGUCUUAGGUGCUUCUGAAGCAUCAUUUGCAGCAUAUUUAACAAAGAUGACAGUUCCUCAGAAGGUACUUCCACUACAGUUAGUCUCAACCGGUCCAAGUUACGACUCAGUGAGUGUCUCAAAGUACCCUGGAUUGUUUACUGCAGCACAAACCUCAAAAACUAACUUAUUUGGAGUUUAUUCAACAUUGCAAGACUGCUAUGAAAAAUUUGAAGAGUUACAACAGCUUAUAGUGCAGCUGUAUAAGAACUUUGAUGUGCCAAUCAGAUUGGUGUUAAGUCCAGCUCAUAAGCUGAAAUUGUCUGAGGAGAUUAGAGCAGAAUUACAAAUGUGGACACCAAGUUUGCAAGAGUACUUGCCGGUCUAUGGCGAGGUGCUGGAUACCACAAAACUGAUAGCCGUGCUGGUAGAAUUCGGGUCCACAGAUAGAGACUCUAGUUACAGUCUCAGAGUAAACAUGGAGGUGGAAAGCACUACGUCACCGGAGAUGUCAGGGGAAAGAACUCUGUCAAGUUCUUAUCCACAAGAUGAUAUUCAUCACCGACUUAUGCCUGAACCACAAAGAGUUGAGUUUGAAGUAGACAUUGUGCAGAUCCUCCUGUUUUUGGCAGCUCUGGCAACAAGAAUGUGGAUGCUGGGUCAUCCUCGGGCUGUUGUGUUUGAUGAAUUGCAUUUUGCCAAGUUUGCUUUCUUGUACAUGAAGAGGAUAUUUUUCUUUGAUGUUAAUCCACCUCUAGGCAAACUCCUGUUAGCAUUAGCAGGAGGAUAUGGUGGACUGGGAAACAAUGCAGAUUUUGGUCAUAUUGGUGCAGAUUUCUCUCCGUCGUUCCCUGUUUACGUGAUGCGUCUGCUUCCUGCGGUGCUGGGAAGUCUGGUUGUUCCGUUGGUGUAUCAGAUCGCUGUAGAACUCCGCCUGUCUCGCUGGGCUGCUCUGCUGGCAGGGCUCUGCGUUGUUUUUGAUAAUGCUAUAUUAGUGCAGUCACGCUUUAUGUUGAUGGAAGGGAUGUUACUGUUCUUCAUGUGUCUAUCGCUGUACAGCUAUUUAAAGUUUAGAAAUUUAUCUCACAGAGAAUUUUCAGUGCAGUGGUUUUUUUGGCUCAGUUUAACUGGAGUCUCAUUUGCCUGCAGUUUGAGUAUAAAAUAUGUUGGUUUUUUCACUGCUGUUUUGAUAUUGAUGCAAGUAGCCAAAGAUUACUGGAAAAUGUUGGCAGACGUCACCAAAACAGAUCUGGGCCUGGUGAAACACCUGUUCAUCCGAGCUCUCUUCCUGCUCACUGUGCCAAUCAUCAGUUACUUGUUUAUCUUCUAUAUCCAUCUGUCUCUUCUCACCAAGGCUGGACCACAUGAUAAUAUCAUGACAAGUGCAUUUCAAGCUAGUUUAGAGGGAGGUCUGGCUGCCUUAACAAAAGGACAACCGCUCAGGAUAGCCUUUGGUUCUCAGAUAACACUGAGACAUACAAACUCUCUAUCUCCAGGGAAGCCAUGCUGGCUGCACUCCCAUGCUCAUGUUUAUCCAAUCAGGUAUGCAGAUGGGCGGGGCAGCAGUCAUCAACAGCAAGUCACAUGUUAUGUGUUUAAAGAUAUCAACAACUGGUGGAUCAUUAAGCAUCCAGACAGUAAUUUACUGGUUGUUGAUGAGCCUCCCAAACCUGUCAAACAUGGCGAUUUGAUACAACUUGUUCAUGGUAUAACUAGCCGUGCCCUCAACAGUCAUGAUGUGGCUGCACCGCUGACCCCCCAGAAUCAGGAAGUGUCCUGUUAUAUUGACUACAAUAUCUCCAUGCCAGCCCAGAAUUUGUGGAAAGUGGAGAUAGUCAACAGAAAGUCAGAUAAUGAGGCCUGGCAGACCAUCAAUAGCCAUGUCCGCUUACAUCAUAUGGGGACAGGACAGGCCCUCAAGUCCACAGGUAAGCAGUUGCCAGAUUGGGGAUUUUCACAGCUAGAGGUGACUACAGACAGAGUGACGGACCAACCCGCUACAGUGUGGAAUGUAGAGGAGCACAGGUACACCAAAAGUACAGACAAAGAGAGUCAAACUCGUGACAUGGCCCAUGCUGAGAUGAUACCCACAGAACCCACUCACCUGUCCUUCUGGACCAAGUUCCUGGAACUCCAGUACAAGAUGUUCAUGGCGAAGGGAGAUGUGGAGAUGGAGCACAAGUACAGCUCAGAGCCCAUACAAUGGCCCUUCCUCUCCAAGAACGUGGCCUACUGGAUGAGCCCACAUAGCAAUGAACAGAUCCAUCUGAUCGGGAAUCCUGUCAUUUGGUAUUCAGCCUUCUUGUCAGUAAUGGUGUACCUAGGUCUGUUCCUUCUGUAUUUAAUGAGGAGACAACGAGGAUUCUUUGAUCUCGAAGAAGAGGAUUGGACUCAAUUUGCAUUCUUGGGAGAACUUCUAGUGGGAGGAUAUUUACUGCAUUACCUCCCCUUCUUCCUCACAGACCGCACCUUAUUUCUCCACAGUUAUCUCCCUUGUGUGGUGUAUAAGAUAUUGGUGUUGGCAGCUCUCACAGAUCACUUCUAUUUUCUUACAAACAGGGUAGCAUACAUUCCAACUGUACUCACUACCCUCAUGUUAGGACUGGUGAUAGCCAUGCUGUGGGCUUUCUAUAAACUAUCACCAUUUUCCUAUGGAAGCACGAGUCUGAAGGCCGAGGAGAUCUUAGGGCUGAUGUGGAAAGACACUUGGGACUUCCUCAUUCGUGCCUCUGUAUCACCACCCCCACAGUAGGCCAACAGCAGAUUGACUCCAUGCAAUUUACAGAGAGAAUUUUAGAGAAUUGAAAGGUGCUCUACAUUAGGAGAUUUUGUAAAGUUUAAAGUGAAGAAUCUCUCGUCUACAUACAAAUACAUGCAGACCAUUCAUUCAGGCAACACGUGAGACAGAAUCAGUUAUCCACCUUUCACUUUGUCUUCAUUCUUUGUGGGACUGGCGCAGUGGGAAAAUACUACUCUAUAUAUGUGCAGAACCAGAGUUAGGGAGGGCGUUAGAGACACCUUUGAGAUUGGUCAAAUAUACAUAUUUUUGCCUAUUUUAUGCAGUUUCACUUUUAAUAGUGGAUCGCCCCUUUCAGAAAUAUUUCUUGAUCAUCACUUUCUGUUCAUUUGCUUUUCAUAGCGAGUGCAAUGAGCCGCUCUGAUGACUAAAGCUGAUGAAAAAGUCCAAGCUGAAGCUUCACUACAUAUUUUUCGUUUUCUUGUAAAUCAGAUAUCUUAGUUCCAUUGUUAGAGGUUGUGUCAGGCACACAACUUCCAGUCGUAAAAAACCCUAAUCCUGUUAGUCCAUUUCAAUUAGACCCCUAAAAAUGCUUAAGGUAGACCCCGGGAUCUUCUCAUAUACGUGUAGUUGUGCUUUCUUUAAUGGUUAUCAUAGCUCUGUCAACAUAUUAUUUAAUCCAAGUAAAAAUUUCUAAAUGGUUAUUUAAGGCAUUUAGAUUUUUAUUGAUGCUUUAUUGAACACAAUACUGUGAUUUUAUGUUUUGUGGAGUCUGAAUAUCAAAAUGUACAAUGAAUUUUCUCUUCAGGGACAAACUUGUAGACUGUUUGUAAUAUUCAUUGAAAAGUGUUGAUGAAAAUAGUCAAUGAUAAAAAGUAGGGACUCCACUGUGAUGAAACAUUAUUUUUGUAGCGCUCUAGCCAAGAAUUUGAAACCCACAUCUGAGAUUCACCUUAAGAACUAAGUGUGAAAAUUUCUCUGUUUCUAUGGCAAUUCAAAAACCAAUUGUGUUGUGUGUCACAGUAUGUGGUAGAGCUGUGUCCGUUAUGUUGCUUCAUGUAACACUGAAAUCAAAAAUAAGGAUCAUUAUCUUGUAUUUGUUUUACAAUUCAUAAACACACAUGCAUUAAAUUGCAUAGUUUUAGAAAGUUCUGAAAAAUAACUUCUGCUGUAGGAUUUAUGUAACUGUUUAAUAAUUUCCUUUGAUAGAAGUACUUUGCUACUUUCUAAUGUUAGAUGUCUUGUUAACAUAAUAGUAUUUGUAUAGAUUACUCAUUCCUAGGAACACAUUUUGACACUGCCUUUUUGUGAGUUUUCUAAACCAAAGUUGUGAUAUUUAUAUAUUUUUUUAAUACAAUUAGACAAUUUAUAUCAUGUGAAUAAAUUCAUUUAAAAAAAUGCAAAAAAA